CUAAGGUGCACGUCAUCAUUCAUCUACGCCCUUCCACUGAAGGGCGGGCGGCUUCCCGGCUGCUUCCUCCUCCUCCUGGCUUGACGGCACCGCUUGCGUAUCGUUUCCAAGUCGCCUCGUCCCCAUCCCCUCCCCCCCUUCUCUUGUCUUCCCUUUCAACUUCCCCCCCAUACUUUUAUCUAAUUACGAAACUCCCUCGCAGCUUCCUCCAUUUCCACCAUCCCCCGGUCGGCAUGUCCACCUCCGCGUUUGGAACGCGGAAUCCCCACCCUAUAUAAACCAAAUCAGCCAGUCUCUCGUUAUCCAUUCCUUAAUUUCCACUUCAAUCUCUCCACCUAUACAUACAUAUAUACAUCUAUCUAUACAUAAACCCAAAAAUUAUUCUCUUAUAUAGAGGUCUUUCCCUUUUGAUUAAUUUCUUGUCUUCUUCUUAUAUGCCCAUAUAUAUCCCGAUUCUUGUCGUUUUCUGGUAGUAUUUAUAUAUACCCUCUAUUGUUUUUGACUCGAUUAACCUUUGAAUCUUCUUCAUCUUCUAUAUAUAUAUAUAUACAUAUAUAAGAGUGAAUUCAUUGGCGAUGGGAAUUGAUGAUGAGCGGAGCUCAAUGGAAAAGGGCGGGGAGUACGAGCGUGUGUUCAAGCGCUUCGACGAGAACGGGGACGGGAAGAUAUCGGCGGCGGAGCUGCGACAGUGCGUGGCGACGCUGGGGGUGGAGCUGACGGAGGCGGACGCGGAGGAGGCGGUGGCGGCGAUGGACGCGGACGGCGACGGGGAGCUGGGGAUGAAGGACUUCCUGAAGUUGAUGGAAGGGGGAGAGGAGGAGGAGAAGGCCAAGGACCUUCGAGAAGCUUUCAGAAUGUACGAGGAAAUGGGUGGGAGCGGCUGCAUUACUGCGAAGAGCUUGAGGAGGACGCUCCGUCGGCUCGGGGAGAAGAAGAGCGUCGAGGAGUGUAGGCUCAUGAUCUCCUGCUUCGACAUCAAUGGCGACGGCGUCCUUAGUUUCGAGGAGUUUAGGGCUAUGAUGUCUUGAAUUAUGGCGUUCGGUACGCGCAACGGUCGGAUCUCUCAUACAUAUAAGGAGUCAAACGGUGGGCGGUGGCCGUACUACUUGUUUGCCGUAAUUUCUAUUUUUGGUUUCUAUUUGUAAAGGCAUUCUUUUAAUACAAAAUAAAAGUCCAUUCUUUCAAA
Messenger RNA from Diospyros lotus (date-plum), 1186 nucleotides. RefSeq names its product putative calcium-binding protein CML19. The record is from RefSeq and is a predicted model, not a curated record. NCBI's taxonomy places the organism in Eukaryota, Viridiplantae, Streptophyta, Magnoliopsida, Ericales, Ebenaceae. The transcript has a single exon. Bases 576 to 1028 code for a protein of 150 amino acids. Gene Ontology annotation, molecular function: calcium ion binding.